Messenger RNA from Cotesia congregata, 350 nucleotides. Lineage: Eukaryota; Metazoa; Arthropoda; Insecta; Hymenoptera; Braconidae. The record is from the annotation of a GenBank genome assembly.
AUGGCGUUUGCGCAGUACUCCUCAAAUAAUCGCACCGGGUUGGCUGCUUGCUUUGGCAACUACUACCAAUGGGGCUUUCAAUCAGCCAAACUGAGUGCGUGGUAUCCACCACUACCGUCCACUUCAAAACCGCAACGGCCAUUAGGCGUUCAGCAAAUUGCACCAGGUGUGCAACUUCUGCCGCCGCCGCCACCACCUCCAGCUUCAGCUCAAGUACACAAAAACGCCAGAUCGCCGCUGGAAAGCAUCGAGCGAAUCGGAAGAGGCGUGGUGGAAACCAGCGAGGCGGGUUUCAAAAAAGAGGGAGGGCUCCGCCACAGUUAUUAAUAAUAAUUAUAAUUAUUAUAGAU